Molecule: messenger RNA, 2093 nt
Organism: Malurus melanocephalus (red-backed fairy wren)
Lineage: Eukaryota; Metazoa; Chordata; Aves; Passeriformes; Maluridae
Gene: CELF2
Product: CUGBP Elav-like family member 2
Exons: 14
Coding region: 242-1756 (504 amino acids)
Biological process (GO): mRNA splice site recognition; regulation of alternative mRNA splicing, via spliceosome
Cellular component (GO): ribonucleoprotein complex; cytoplasm; nucleus
Molecular function (GO): mRNA 3'-UTR binding
Source: RefSeq, a predicted model, not a curated record
AGACCUGUGAAUUUCUGCAGCUGGGAACUGGCCCUUGUGCAAAUCCUGUGGGAAGAGGUUGGAAGGGAUAAGGUGUCUGUCCCCAUCAGUGUUAAUGAAGAAGAAAACUGGCAGAGCGAGCACUUCCUCUGGGAGUAAAGCUACGGAUGUGGUGACCUGGGACACACAUGGUGUUACUUCCUCAGCAUUCAUGAGCUACAUUGUCAUUCAUUUAAGUCUGGGUUGCGUUGCUUGAACCUAAAUGCAGUGCAGGGAAUAUUUAAGUAACGGCACAGCUAACAAGAUGAAUGGAGCUUUGGAUCAUUCAGACCAACCAGACCCAGAUGCCAUUAAGAUGUUUGUCGGACAGAUUCCCCGUUCGUGGUCAGAAAAAGAGUUAAAAGAACUUUUUGAGCCUUAUGGAGCUGUCUACCAGAUUAAUGUUCUCCGAGACAGAAGUCAGAACCCUCCCCAAAGUAAAGGUUGUUGUUUCGUAACAUUUUAUACAAGAAAAGCUGCUCUUGAGGCACAGAAUGCACUGCACAAUAUUAAAACUUUACCUGGGAUGCAUCAUCCUAUUCAGAUGAAACCUGCAGAUAGUGAAAAGUCAAAUGCUGUGGAAGACAGAAAAUUGUUCAUAGGAAUGGUUUCGAAGAAGUGUAAUGAGAAUGAUAUCAGGGUGAUGUUUUCUCCGUUCGGCCAGAUAGAAGAAUGCCGAAUCCUUCGGGGACCAGAUGGGCUGAGCCGAGGCUGUGCGUUUGUCACAUUUUCUACAAGGGCAAUGGCACAGAAUGCAAUCAAAGCCAUGCACCAGUCUCAGACCAUGGAGGGCUGCUCUUCGCCAAUCGUGGUGAAGUUUGCUGACACACAAAAGGACAAGGAGCAGCGGCGUUUGCAGCAGCAGUUGGCUCAGCAGAUGCAACAGCUCAAUACUGCCACUUGGGGAAACCUCACAGGUCUUGGAGGACUCACACCACAAUAUCUAGCUCUUCUGCAGCAAGCAACUUCCUCCAGUAACUUGGGUGCCUUCAGCGGCAUUCAGCAAAUGGCCGGCAUGAACGCUUUACAAUUACAGAAUUUGGCAACUUUAGCAGCCGCAGCAGCCGCCGCCCAGACCUCAGCUACCACCACCAAUGCAAACCCUCUGUCCACAACGACUGGUGCUCUGGGAGCCCUCACAAGUCCCGUGGCUGCAUCAACUGCUAAUUCCACAGCUGGUGCGGCCAUGAAUUCUUUGACUUCUCUGGGUACUCUCCAAGGACUGGCUGGAGCCACUGUUGGACUGAAUAAUAUUAAUGCACUAGCAGUUGCUCAAAUGCUCUCAGGUAUGGCGGCCCUGAACGGAGGACUCGGCGCAACAGGCCUGACGAACGGCACGGCCGGCACGAUGGACGCGCUCACCCAGGCCUACUCAGGAAUCCAGCAGUACGCGGCCGCCGCGCUGCCCACCCUCUACAGCCAGAGCCUGCUGCAGCAGCAGAGCGCCGCGGGCAGCCAGAAGGAAGGUCCAGAAGGRGCAAACCUCUUUAUUUACCACCUCCCCCAGGAGUUUGGAGACCAGGACAUUCUGCAGAUGUUCAUGCCUUUUGGAAAUGUUAUCUCUGCUAAAGUCUUCAUUGACAAACAGACCAAUUUGAGCAAGUGCUUUGGUUUUGUUAGCUAUGACAAUCCAGUCUCUGCACAAGCUGCUAUCCAGGCUAUGAACGGCUUUCAGAUUGGCAUGAAACGCUUGAAGGUUCAGCUGAAACGCUCCAAAAAUGACAGCAAACCUUACUGAUCUUAACCCCAGAUGCUUACUGCUCUUAUUUUAGCUUUCUUAGGACAUCUCCAUGCCCGUUAGCCCAUCGUUUGCCUAGCAUGUCCCUGUGGCGUCUCAAAAAAAAAAAAGUUUCAUCGUCCCGUCAUUGUUUCUGAUGUCUUUCUGACCUCACAUCAUAUUUGGUUCUCCUACUGACCUAGUUUGACCUUUGAAAUUUGCAUGUGACCUCAUCUAGCUAUGAAUUCUGGGAAGUCAAUGUGAAAAAACAUUGCUGCAUUCAUGCAAGACUGAAAUUUAUUAUUAGAUAAAUUAAUGAUAGGAUUUAAAAACAACCUGUGGCAAAAUGUUUUUUCUU